Molecule: messenger RNA, 3933 nt
Organism: Aureobasidium musti
Lineage: Eukaryota; Fungi; Ascomycota; Dothideomycetes; Dothideales; Saccotheciaceae
Source: the annotation of a GenBank genome assembly
AUGCAUCGCUUCUCACGCUCUCGCGGAGAUUCUCAAGAGCCUGAACGCAGCGAAGCACCUNNGUCCCCCUCGACACGUAGCCUGUCUCUUCUCUUCCCACCUAGAGAGUCCUACGACCGUGCCAACAAGAACACAAAGACUUCUCAGACCACGCCAAAUGAGCCUUUGUACGAUCAAAACACGACCAUCACAUUCCCGCUCUCGCUGGACGACGAGCCUAGGAUAAUAAUCGCACAAGAUGACACCGGUGUCUCGAUUGACCGACUUCUCUUCGACUCGCAGUGGUCCCGCAAGGCCAACAGAGACAAAUCUGAAGAUUUGAAUAGCCCAUCAAAGAGUUUUUCUCUCAGGCCUUCUUCGUCUGCAGGCCCUCAGUCCCCAACCAGCAGUGGCUUCCUGCGCACUCAGCACUCUCGAGGUCAUGGAUCUACCAUUUCCGUUGUGCCAGAACGCAAUGGCUCUCCUCCGACUCGACCAUCCAUGCCUCGUCUCGACUCGACCUUCGUCCCUUCCACCCAAUUUCGCCGUACGCCCACGCCAGCCUCACUUGCCGACACUCGAAAAGAUAUCAACGCUCCUGUCGAGAAUACCGCGGAAGAGAUGGAUUCGUGGCUGGAUUGUAUGUUUGGAAAAGCCCCGAUGAGGUACAAAGGCCCUGUCACAAAACUGCAUCAUGUUCAACGACAGCCGCCAGACGAAAAUCAAGACCUUCGUCCACGAUCAUCGCCACGGCCUGGAUUCGGUUCUUACUCUGCAAAGGAGAGCUCUCCUCUCAGGCCUAGCUCUCAGGGUUCGAUCAAGCGAAGAAAGGAUGCUUUACUCAUGUGCACAACCUUCGCAGUCAACAUACAUGACGAGGAUCUUCCUGAGCAAUUACAACAGCCGACAUCCGUUCACGGAGCACGCCAAUCUUGCACACGGAAGAAGCGUUUCAGCACUCCCAUGUUUGGCGUAGCCAUCCUGCUGCCNCUCGCUAAGGCCAACACAUCUCUGGAAUGGACUGCAUCGCAGAGUCAUCUUCUGGAACGUGCCGAUCCUAUGCAAGCCAUCCUCGAAGACUGGCAUAUGUACGCCAGAGCUCUGGACGCUCUCAGAACCACGGCUCUAACGCAGAUCCAGCAAAGACUUCGUGCGAAGGCCGAGGCCCUUGCACGCUCGAAGGCUGCUGUCUCUCCUACAGUUCCUCGUCUAGUCAAGCUCGAGCCAAGCGCAUUCGAACAUACUCCACAAGUUAUCGAAAUGUCCUUGGCGGUUGUCGAUCGCAUAUCGCGUAGCUAUCAAGUGCUACAGGCUGGGCCGCAACGUGACUGGAGUAUAUGGCGGGAUGAGUUGCGGGACUACACCCGUGUCUCACAGGAUGCUGAUUCCAAGAGAGGCUUCUUCAACUUGCACAAAAUCAAUUUCAUGCAAGCUGCUUUAACGGCAGCCUUGACUGUGGAUCUCGGCUGGCUCAGUAUNUUUGCUCCUCCACAGCAUCAUGCCCGUCUACGAGAAGAGCGUCAAAAGACCCAAACUACCUUCGAUCUGGCUCAGAAUCGCACUGUGAUCGUAAGCAUGGACCAGAACAAGGCUCGGAAUCUUGUAUUCAUCUUUGCAAAGCUAUUCCCUUGUCCGACAUCGGAAGCACAAUUCGAAGGUGUCAGGCGCUCCUCUUCGAGCAGUUUAUCAUCUUCCAACAAGCCAGUCUCUGCACUGACGCAGGGCUUGAAGAGCGCAGAGCAUGCUCCGAAUCAUAACCUGACCAUCGACAGCGCUAAAGCUCAAACAAAUGGACAUAAAGUCAACGAUGCCCCUCGUACUCCCACCAUAUUCGAGCCGAUGCUUCAUGCCUCUCCUAGCACUUCACCAGCAAAAUCAUUGUCCGUAAAUAACUCAGCAUCAUCCACGCGGAAAUCUAGCAUCGUCAAUACCUCGGGUAAAAUCGAUAUAUUGGCCAAGGCAACCAUGGCCGUGCCAAUCAGCGCGCCAACGUCGAGCCGUAACACGCCCUCAGGCUCCCCAGAGACACGUCCUAGUAGUAGUCUGAACGCUCAGGGAGAUUUGAUGCGACAUCUACAACGCGCAGGCAGCACGACUACAAGUAAUGGCAGCACCGAUAACACGAGUCUGUGGAACAGUUUUCGAAGCAGCACCUGGAGUCUCAGACCUCGUCGCGAAUCCUCUUUGACCGAGAGAAGUGAUAGCUUUGCCAGCAGCGGGCAGCGCGAGCAGCCUACAAGUAUCUUGAAGACUAGCAAAAGCUUUGCAGCUCGCCAAAGUUCCAAUAAGCUAGUGCGUAUGGUCGAAGAACUACACGGUACAGAGGAACUCGACCAGCCCAAUAGUCAACAGACCUCGAGAAGAAAGAAGAAUUCAUCCCAUGUAUCACCAAUCACCAUGGCUCACAAGACCUCUGCUUUGCAGUUCGACCCACCAGCCUCCGACUAUGCCGGUAUUGCCUAUACCUACAAUCAGGACGAGGGCAUCGUUGAUGUCGACUUCCCAGGAUGCACAUCUGCCCUCAGUGCUAGCCGUAGUCUUUCACCUAAAGUGUCAAGAUUCAAAGUACCAGGUGACAGGGGCCGCUUCCCUCUUCAUAAAGCUGCCGCACAUGAAAACAGCGAGGAGAAGAAAACCCAUGACUCUCAAGGUUUCGCCCGCUACGACAGAAUCGCUGGAUAUCUUGGAAAGUUUCAUCCAGAUUUUGCUUUGCAGGCCACCAGACCUUAUGCCGAGCUUGUUAGUGAGAUCAAGUGCGCGAUGCGGGCUGAGCCAUCGCCCAUGGUUGAGCCGUCAGAGAAUCUCAGAGUGUUUAGUCAAGAGACAUGGAUCGAUGUCUGCUCUACUGUUAUAAUGGAUGCUGACGCUAUGACGGUCAAGAGAUUAACUCUUCGUAGACGCGUUCGGUAUAAGUUGAUCGUGCCUGAUGAUUCGCCUAACCUGCCGAGGCAUGUCUCUACUGCAAACGGACGAAAGCAGUCAACCUGCUCAUCGAAUGGCAGUGGAUCUGAUCAGGACAGUCAGAUUAAGGUCAUCAAGUCAGACGAUAUGGAUUCGAUCUCACGCACAUACAAACGCAACGACAACGGUCAGAAGACUGGCUUCCGCGACAAAAGGAUUGUCAAGACUGAUCUUCCCAAUGGAGGAGAGGGUGAACUCAACAAUCAUGUUGCAGGACGUCAUUCGAUUGACGCUCUUGGGAACAUCCUGUCCAAAAACGCCGAAGCAGAGGCCAAUUCGUCCAGUUCUCCAUCCUCGCGCACUAACGGAGGUCGAGUCGACUCACCUAUGAUGGUCAAGGAUCAGUCUGCGCUCCUCGAUCACCGUCCAAGCACCACCAUUGUUAUUGAGGAUGAUCUGUCUGCAUUUAUUGAUCACCGCAAGACCAACAGCUUCCCUGCUAAAGAAGCAUCGGCCAUGGUGACCGCGACAAAGAGAGUGCCCAUCCACAAUAAGGAGGGCAAGAUCAGUGGCUGGAAGGAAGUCUCUACCAACAAGCCUGAUGAACCUGGCGUGAAUGACUUGCCGACCAGUUUCGUUGAGAAGCGACGCGACAAAGCAGCAGCAGUCGUAGAAUGCCAGACUCUUGCGGAGAAGUUUGAGGAAGAGACGAUCAGUAAGCCUGACCCUGCAGUGGUUACUCUCUUGCAACAAAUGCUCGCAACCAGCGAAACGCGUUCACGCAUUCACUCUCGAGCCAAUUCUGUGCACAGCCGCGCACCCAGUCGUUCCAAUUCCAUUAGCGGUUCAGGUCUAACCGAGCUGCAAUACGAGAGCAAGAAGAUUAUUGAAGAUGCGCUUGAGGGUCUUGUCAGUGCUGUGGCUUCAGACAAGUACACAUCCAACAAUGCUUCUUCUGGCGGACUAUUCAGCUUUGCCAGGAGUGCAAUGUCUACGCCUGAACCAUCUGUUCUCCGACAAAGUAUUUCCAAGUGGAUGUAUGGAGAUGCUUGA